This is a messenger RNA of Naegleria gruberi, 1794 nucleotides long. RefSeq lists its product as uncharacterized. The coding region runs from base 1 to 1794 and encodes 597 amino acids. NCBI's taxonomy places the organism in Eukaryota, Heterolobosea, Eutetramitea, Acrasida, Naegleriidae. The transcript has 3 exons. The record is from RefSeq and is a predicted model, not a curated record.
AUGUUUAACAUUCAUUGUGUAACGAUCAUGAUAGUGGUGAUGAUAUCACUGAUUUGUGUUGUUGCUUCUGUUGUAUCUGCACAACAGAGAAUCGAUGUCAAGUAUUCGAUUCAAACUAUUGUUGGUACUGGACAAACAAGUUUUAACAGGGAUGGAUUGACUGGAUUGGCCACCACAAUUAAUAGCCCUAUUGGUUUGUUUUAUGAGGAAAGAAGUGGAGACUUGUACUUUGCAGAUACUAAAGCAGUAGCUGGAAACGGAACAGCUGGAUACACUGGAGAAGGAAUUCUUGCUGUCAACUCGACACUUAACAGACCUUACGGUUUGUUUAUUUCGAAUAACAAUGAUAUUUACAUUGCUGGAAACUAUGCCAAUCGAAUUCAUCUAGUUUCUUCCAAGGACAACAAGCUGUACACAUUCGCUGGCACAGGUGUUUCUGGAUUCAAUGGUGAUGGCUUACUUGCCAAUCAAUCAAGAUUUACACAACCACUAGAUAUUAAACUGAUCAACCAAGAUAAUCCAAACAACAUGCAAAUGAUCAUUGCUGAUACAUAUGGCAGUAGAAUUAGAGUGGUGAACAUUUCAACGAUGAUCACAAAAACACUUUCAACUCUUAGUUAUCCUUUUGGAAUAGAAUCAGAUAGUGAUUCUAAUGAAUUACUCAUUGGAUGUGCAUCACCAAACAGUUAUGUUAUCCGUUAUAAUCUCAACACAAAUAUCAUCACAACCGUGACAGGUGUCAAUGGAAAUUCUUCUCACACAGGUGAUGGUGGACUAGCUCAAUUCGCCACUUUUAACAAUGUGAAUGGUGUUGCUAUUUCCAAACUAAACGGAGCCAUUUAUAUUGCUGAACCGAAUGGUAAUACUAUUCGAAAGAUUUCUAAAAAUGGAAUAAUUACAGCAAUUGCUGGAAGUGGGUCAUCAGGUUACAAUGGAGAUAAUCAACAAGAUGCCACCAAAUCUAAUUUAAAUGCACCAAGAGUAAUUGUUACUACCAAAUCUGGAGAAAUCUUUUUCACAGAUACUAGUAAUAAUAGAAUAAGAAAGUUGACAGCUGUUUGUCCAACUGGAUAUGUUAUGGAUGCGUUUAAAACUGUGUGUUUGGCAACAUGUUAUGGAAUUGUUUAUAAUAAUUCAAAUGUUUGUGGUUCGAAUGGAAAAUGUCAGGCAGUUGACAGUUGUGUUUGUGAUAGUGGAUAUUAUGGACUAGAUUGUUCGAUUCCUGUUUGUUUGAAGUCUACAAAUGGAGAAUGUGUAAAUGUCACUAGUACACCAGUUAUUAUUGAAAACAUUGAAACAAGUCAAUUGUCAAACAAAUCAAUUUCAAUUGGUAGCUCAGAAAAUAACUCUACAUCCAAUUCGUCCAUCUCAAUUUCAUUCCCUUCAGAUUUUUCCAAUUAUGUUUCUAAUCAAACAACUUCCUCAUUAAUUUCACUCUUAACAGCUGUCUCCAAGGGAGGAGAAAAUGUGACAACUUCAAACACAACCACUUCUUCAAUUGUUUCAGAUAUUAUCACAAUUUCACUUGCCUUAACAAACGGAGAAAAGAUUCAAGUUUCUAAAUUAGAUAAUCCAAUUCAAAUAUUAUUCCAAAAGCCAUCAACAUUUUAUGGAAAUUUGACAUGCAUGUAUUUUGAUGAAUUGGUUAAUGAAUGGAAAUUAGAUGGAGUGGAAACUAAGAUUGAAGAAUGGACUGUAACUUGUCUGACUUCUCAUUUGACAUCAUUUUCAGUAAUUGACAUUAAUCUCAAGAAGGAAAUUGUUAAGCCAAACAACCCUAAGAAUAUCUAUUAA